AUGAAAAAGACGAAGUCCACAGAGCGCGCGACUCGUAUAAGUGAGCUUGAAUUGAGGCACCAGGACAAUGUCCAUCAGAUUGACCUCACCGGCCGUGAUGAGGAAGCUCGUCUCCUAAAGCUGCGACUCUUGACGCUUCGCGAUGAAAAUGCAUCCCUUAAGGACCGGCUGGUCCAACGAGAUGCUCUCGUGAAACAGAUCACGAAAAAAGGAAAAGAUGCUCACGCCGAGCUUACCGAAGCGAAGGAGAAGCUGAAAGCCCAAGAAAUGCAGCUUAGAAAACAAGGCAACGAGCUGGAGGGCCUCAAGGUAGGACAAGACUCAAACAAGGUCUUGCAGGAGAAACUCGCCCUCAGCCAUAAGCUUGAUCAGAUCCAGCCUGAGCUUGAACAUCUCAAGACGCAACUCGAAAACCAUCGCGCCGUCGUCGCCCAAAAGCAGGAUCUCGAGCGCCAGCUUAGUUCGAUCGAGGUUGAGCUCGAAAAUGAGAAGAGAUCGAAAAAACGUAUGCAGUCCAAGAAUCAUGACAAUGAUCAAAUGAAGGAACAAUUGGACGAAGCGAAGAGAGAAUUGGAGAAGCUCAAGAAAGAACACAGCAGAGAGCUACGGGAAGUUCGCGGUGAAUGUGACAUGCUUGAAGGCCGCGUUGAGGAUACAAGAAGCAAACUGAAGAAGACACAGGGCGACCUCAAGGACACACGCGCCGAGCUCGCGUCUUGUCGUGCUGAACUGGAGGAAGCCCAUAAGGCUCUGGCGACUAACAAGCCAAACAAGAAGAGUGUCACAAUGAAAGAACAUCCCAUUGGAAAGAAGAGAGCCCCGGACCUGAGCAUGGAAGACAUCAGCAUCGGAACCCCCGGCCCAGACGAGGCAACCUUUAGGCGACCUUCCAAGAAACGAGGUGCUGAGCGCGCCUUGGUCGGAGAGAAGUCGACGUUCUCAAUCACGCCCUUUUUGAACCGUACCAAGAACCUCUCGGAUAACAUGUCAGAUGAGCUGAGCGAACUUCACUCACCCACUGGAAAGUCUGCAGGUGCCUCAGAGCCCGUCAUCUUUGAAGAGGUUGCUCCAGAAGCUGGCGAUUCUAUGUCUAUGGAGCCCAUAGAGGAAGCUGCAGAGUCAGAUCAUCAAGCUGAGGAUGAUGCUGUCGCCGAGCAAGAGGAGCAGCCAAAGGCACAGAAGGCCCGAGGCAGACCAAGGAAAGCUCUGGACGACGCACCAACAACGAAGAAGAACAUGCCUGUCCAGGCAAAGAGAAAGCCCAAGGCAGCCAAGGCUUCUAGUAAAGUCGAGAUGAUAGCCGAAGUUGACGAGGUUGAAGAACCAGAGGCUGAGCCUAUCGAGAAGCCCAAGAAGAUGCCGGGGCUGCUUAAGUCUAACCCUGCUACGGCGUCGUUGAGAAUUGGACAUGAUGAUGCAGAUACACGCAAGAAGAAGCGCAAAAUGCUUGGUGGUGGCAACAAGACUCUGUUCGACGAUGAGGACGUGGAACCAAUUCCCAGACCAGCAAAGAUUCAGAUGGGGGCUGGACGUAGGCUCAAGGCACCGCUGGGAAAUGUUCGUGGUGCAUUCGGUGGAGCGACAUUCUCGCCAUUGAAGAAGGACAGGCGAGGAAUAGUCACGAAGAGUUUUAUCACUAAGAACGCUUACUUCAACUCGUCAAAUUUGAUGAACAUCCGGCUGCCUUCCGCGUUCUCAAGCUUGGGCUGGAAGCUCAGCCCAUGCUUAUUUGUUUCACGACCAGCAGCUGAAUCAAUACGAUGGUCUUCAUCAGGGUCUCGUUGGAAGCAGCGACAAUCCCGUGACGCAUAUGCACGGGGUGCGAAAGUUCAAGGACUCAAAAGCCGGGCAGCUUUCAAGCUCCUAGAAAUGGACUCCAAGUACAAGCUGUUUAAAGGCAAUGGGCAGACAGUGGUUGACCUGGGAUAUGCACCAGGCAGUUGGUCACAGGUUGCCGUGGAAAGGACGAGGCCGAAUGGGCGGGUCAUUGGUAUCGACCUCAUCCCAGCCCAACCGCCUCGUGGUGUAGCUACCUUUCAGGGCGAUUUUCUCUCACCAGUUGUCCAAGAGAUGGUCAAGAGCUUCAUUCUUGAAAGUCACCAGCAUCCACCUGUUGGGCAGGAAAUUGAGAAAGCCGACAGCUCUGGCACAGAAGAAGGCAUCGCAGUUGAUCGGCCUAGCUACCUCGACAUGGAACGACACACUGGGCAAAACGAGCCACCGGCAUCUGGACCAGAGGCAUCAAGCAAGCGCAUCGUCGAUGUUGUUCUGAGUGACAUGUCAGCACCCUGGGAGCAAACCACCGGCUUUAACGUGAAGACAUUGAGUAAUCCCUAUCAUAGGUUGAUGAACACGAGCGGAAACGGCUUCCGUGACCAUACGGGCAGUAUGGACCUUUGCGCUGCUGCUCUCCAAUUUGCCAGCGACACUCUUCGGUCUGGGGGACAUUUCGUCUGCAAAUUCUACCAGGGACCCGAGGACAAGGAGUUCGAGAAAAAGCUGAAAACACUUUUCACGAAAGUUUUCAGAGAGAAGCCUGAUUCUUCAAGAAAGGGUGUUGCUUCCGGUGGGAGCACGGAGAGCAAGCUGGUCCAGGGUGAUGGCCUCACCACCAGCGGCGACAAUGCGGGCGCGGGCAGUGGCGGUGAAUCGCAGAGCAGCGACAGUCACCUUGGGGAACUCGAGCAGACGGUUAUCAUCGGUGAUGGUACCGACAACGACGACGGUUCGCUUCUCACCCUCCUUGUUGAUGUUGGCGACAAUUCGGGACAAGGAGACGGGAGGUCGGUUGAUCUUGGACGUAAACAGACGUCGGAGAACGACCUUGUUGAAGGAAGAGUCGGUUCGGCCUGCAACAUGUGGGGAGAUGGUUAAUUGAGAGUUCUCGAUCGAAUUUGUGCGCUUGCAGGUGGGAGAUUGGACAUACGAGCCAGGAAGCGGUAGAGCUUCACCAAGAGCCUAAGGUAGACAUUGUCGCUCUUGGGGGCAGUGCGGUGAGUGCCCUUGACGUGGUGGCGGUCGAGAUCGAUACCUGUGAGGUGAAGCCAUCGUCAGCCAUUUGGUUCAAGCAUGCUCAAAAAUGGGCAACUCUGUCUUGCGCUUUCGCGAACAAGAUGGUGCCUUGGUCGCAGAGAAAGAGGCACGAAAGUACGCUCCUUCUCUACUCGCAUACAGAGGCUGAACUUCAAUAUCUUCACGUACCCAUGGCGGCGGUUGUCGCUGUGAAAUUUGGCGAUGUUGGGUAUGGAGGUGGAUGCGUCGAACAACACUUUCCUUCGAAAAAUUCAGGGCUUUGGGGUGGUGGG
This is a messenger RNA of Fusarium redolens, 3305 nucleotides long. RefSeq names its product FtsJ-like methyltransferase-domain-containing protein. Bases 1 to 2874 code for a protein of 957 amino acids. Gene Ontology annotation, biological process: RNA methylation. Gene Ontology annotation, cellular component: mitochondrion. The record is from RefSeq and is a predicted model, not a curated record. NCBI's taxonomy places the organism in Eukaryota, Fungi, Ascomycota, Sordariomycetes, Hypocreales, Nectriaceae. The transcript has 10 exons. Gene Ontology annotation, molecular function: rRNA (uridine-2'-O-ribose)-methyltransferase activity.